ACUCCGUCAUCGCCACUGUAGAGGAAGAGCGCAGCGACAAUAACAACAACACGACUGCAGUUAUUGCCUAAUGUCAGAUAUCACAUUCAGUUUGAACAUUAUAAACACCGUUUACUGUCAUCAUACUACAUCAGGGAAACUCAUUAAUAGGUUAAUGGGUGACUUGAUAUAAAUCAUAUCUGAAGAUUUUAGAAAAACUGUAAAACCCUCUCUGACGUCAUGGCCCAGCAGAGAGGAGUCAACAGUCUGCAAUUUAACCAGGACCAGAGUUGUUUCUGCUGUGCCAUGGAGACCGGUGUUCGCAUUUACAAUGUGGAACCCUUAAUGGAAAAGGGGCAUUUAGACCAUGAGCAGGUGGGCAGCAUUGCCUCAUGUUCAAUGCUUCAUCGAUCAAAUCUCUUGGCUGUUGUUGGAGGCGGAGUCAAUCCUAAAUUUUCUGAAAUCUCAGUAUUAAUAUGGGAUGAUGCUCGAGAAGUGCGAGACCCCAAAGACAAACUUGUGCUUGAGUUCACAUUCACCAAACCAGUGCUCGCUGUGCGUAUGAGACAUGACAAAAUCAUCAUUGUGUUGAAAAACAGAAUCUACGUUUAUAGUUUUCCAGACAACCCUGUUAAGCUAUUUGAGUUUGACACUCGGGACAACCCAAAAGGUUUGUGUGAUCUGUGUCCUAGUUCGGAAAAGCAGUUGCUUGUUUUCCCUGGACAUAAAUGUGGCAGUCUGCAGUUAGUGGAUCUUUCCAACACAAAACCUGGAACAUCUUCAGCUCCGUUCACCAUCAAUGCCCAUCAAAGUGAGAUCGCCUGCCUUGCACUGAAUCAGCCUGGCAGUGUGGUGGCCUCCGCCUCUCGAAAAGGCACUUUGAUCCGUUUGUUUGACACUACGACACGAGAUAAACUAGUCGAGCUGCGGAGAGGGACCGACCCUGCAACACUCUACUGCAUUAACUUCAGCCACGACUCAUCCUUUCUCUGCGCAUCAAGCGACAAGGGAACUGUGCACAUAUUCGCUUUAAAAGACACCAAACUGAACCGUCGCUCUGCCUUGGCACGUGUGGGGAAGGUGGGUCCGGUCAUUGGACAGUACGUGGACAGUCAGUGGUCUCUGGCUAACUUUACCGUGCCUGCAGAAUGUGCUUGUAUCUGUGCUUUUGGGAAGAACACAUCCAAAAAUGUCAACUCGGUUAUUGCCAUAUGUGUUGACGGGACAUUCCACAAGUACGUCUUCACCCCUGAUGGAAACUGCAACCGCGAGGCUUUUGAUGUGUAUCUGGACAUUUGUGAUGAUGAUGAUUUUUGAAGCUGGAGAACUUUGAUCUGUAGCUAAAUGUAAAUUAGUACUUAAUGUUACAGCUUUGUUUGUUCUUGUUGCUUAUUUGUGUGAGUUUAUGUUGCUGCUUUGUAUAAUCACAUGUACAUAAGCUUUCUGUGUAAAGUGAAAAUAUGUUUAAUGAAGUUUGAUAAGAUACAAAUUUAAAGGUUUUAAAGUCUGUUGAGUGUCUUUGGGAAUCUCUUCACCAUUAUAGACCUUUGAAUGAUUUUCUAUUAUUCAUUAAAGUGCACCUAUUUCAUUGCUAAAAACAGCGUUAUUUUGUGUAUUUGGUAUAAUACCAUGUGUUUGCGUGGUUUAAAAAAACAUUAUUUUCCACACAUCGUUAAUUUUUGUAGCUCCAGAUAUCUCUGCUUUCCUCAAAUGCUUUUAUUUUUGUACAAAACUCAUCGAUCUGAAUAGCUCUGUGUCCCUGAUUGGCCAGUUAAUCUGUACGUUGUGAUUGGACUAAAUAUCUCUGAGGUCAGCUGGAAAUGUGACACUUCUUUCCAUGUUUAAAAGAUUCGCUCACAAUGCAAUGCUGACAGGAGUUAACUUACAGGCUGUGAGGCCUAAAUGGGAGGAGUUAUGAUAAUGACCGUCGUGUCCACGGAAAUAAACUGUUGCCUGCAAUCUGUGUGUUUGUUGUAGUGCAAGAAAAGAAAUUUAUAUUAAAAACGAUAACUCGC
Molecule: messenger RNA, 1994 nt
Organism: Paramisgurnus dabryanus
Lineage: Eukaryota; Metazoa; Chordata; Actinopteri; Cypriniformes; Cobitidae
Gene: wdr45
Product: WD repeat domain 45
Molecular function (GO): protein binding
Source: RefSeq, a predicted model, not a curated record